Molecule: messenger RNA, 1947 nt
Organism: Bemisia tabaci
Lineage: Eukaryota; Metazoa; Arthropoda; Insecta; Hemiptera; Aleyrodidae
Source: RefSeq, a predicted model, not a curated record
UCACGUCAUUCAGCGAUUGAUUUAGGACGUUUCUCGAUGAAGCUAGACGAUUCCUGGGAAUGAUAGACAACGGGAGGACAUGACCAAAUUUGGUAUUGGCUGAAUCACUUAAUUGGUUGAUAAAAAUUUACAGAUAAGUUUGAUGAACAGGGAGCAGUCCGAGCGUGGAAGCAACGUAGAGCUUGUUAAAUGUGAAAUAGAUACGCUCUCGAUUUAAUUUUUGGAGGAAAGGUGCCAGUUUGUUUCGUGGUUUGCAGACAUUUUAAAUUAAAAGGAUGAUUGCACCACUAGUGUACGCUGCUAUUUUGGCACUCAAGUAUGCAGAAUGCAUUCCAGCCGAUCACCUUUUUCAGGCAUUUCCGGUGUACACGCACAUCAGAUCGAUAGAGUCAGGAAUAGUGCCUCAAGUAAAACAGUUGCUGCACCACUUCCAGCAAUCUCAGCCGCAAUCUCAGCCUCAACCUCAGCUUCAACCUCAACCUCAGCCUCAACCUCAGCCUCAGCCUCUUCCAGAUCCACAGCCAGACCCUGUGGAGCCCUUCGAAAGCCCUAAAAUCCCAGCGAACCCUGAGCCUUUCGAUCCUUAUGGGGCUCGUCGACAUUACCCCGACCCUCCGGAAAGUCGGGCUCAGCCACAACCCCAAUCUCAACCUGUGCCGGAUCAAACAGCUCCAGAACCACAUCGAGGUUUCAGCAUUGAGGACAUCGAACGAAAGCCCAUAUUCGUGUUCACCACCACCGACGACAAAUCCUACGACAUCGUCUACGCUCUGAGCGGCAUCAGCGGCCUCACCCUGGACCCGGCCACCAAGUACAUCGCCGACUACCUCCUCUCCAACGACACCGAGAAGCUCGUCGUCGUCUUCAGCUAUCAGAACUUCCCGUUCGCCAACCUGCCCAACCUGCCCAUCGCCCGGCUCAUCCUGCCCAACGACUUGCGUAUCUCCUUCUUCGACGUCGCCAACAUAAACAGACCAAUCGUUGCCAUCUUCACCAAGCAGCAGCUCAACGCCCUGGACAGCUUCGUCCAGAACACGCACGUCAGUCUCAUCGGUCAGAUCAAGCUCCCCAAACCCGCGUCAUCGUCGAGGACUAGGAGCAUCCGAAAGUAAAUGACGCACUUUUGGGCGAAACUGAAAUAUCUCAGCGGUUGAGAGAGUAAUGGGGGUGUCAGAUAGGAUGCUUCGAGUUUGGAUGUAAGGGGGAUUCCUCCCUCCUACUGAGUGAUAAAUUUCACCGUUACAAAUCUCGGAAUGCAAUCUGCAGAGAAUUUUCGUCCAAACACGCAUACAUCGUUAAAAAUCGAGGAAAGAAAUUUGGUGCUCGAGUCUAUACGAGCCCAAGAAACUCGAGUGAUACAGGGUAUUCAAAAGUCACGAACCACUGGCUAAAACUUUAAUUCUAAUUAUGAUAUCGAUUUGCGGUUUAGGACGGUUUUCCUCAUAUCAAGGGGGAAAUUUUUUUUAGGUACUUUCCAGUGUUUGAUUCCCUCGGGUAGAGGGGGUCGGGGGGCAACUCAACGAUUUCAAGUGGCCACCCCCCCCCUCAUGGCCAGUGGCGCGUGAAUUUUGAAUAACCCUGUAUGACUGCGAAAUAAAGUUAGCUAAGACUAUAAAAGCGUAUGACACUCCCCAAAAAGAGUAAAUUCCGCUCCGUAAUAAAGUAAGUCACUCCAAAAGGAGAGUAGAUUUUGCUCCGCAUUCAUAUCAGUCAGGGUUUUUUGGCACAACAUGGACUCCGACGCAGAAUUUCGCACCCAAACUUUUAACACCAUAGCUGCCCAAAAAUUCCAAAAGCUAUGCAUUUGUAGCGAAAUCGACUCUUUUUACCUACUUAACUCCACUCUGAAGGAGCGAAUUUUCCUCCACAUUCAUAUCCCUCCGGCGGAUGACAGUCAAAUGCGCUCUGAUAUUAAAUAAAUUCUGGGGUUUACCUCAUAAUUCCUGA